Messenger RNA from Anastrepha ludens (Mexican fruit fly), 351 nucleotides. RefSeq lists its product as uncharacterized. The record is from RefSeq and is a predicted model, not a curated record. NCBI's taxonomy places the organism in Eukaryota, Metazoa, Arthropoda, Insecta, Diptera, Tephritidae. The transcript has a single exon. Bases 1 to 351 code for a protein of 116 amino acids.
AUGAAGUUGGUUCUAGCAAUCCUUUUGGCAUUCUUUGCUUUGGCUUAUGCCUAUCCCAGUCCAGGUGCUGAUAAGCCACAGCAAGAAACGUUAGAUACGGUGAACGUGCCAUCGCUUGCGGAUGCGGACUCCGAUCAUUUACGAGAAGCGCGUGGUUAUGGUCCUGGUUGUUGUGGUGGCGGCGGUCGUGGUGGAGGUGGUUACGGAGGUUAUAAUGGUGGUGGUGGCAACAGAGGCUAUAAUGGCGGUGGCGGUGGCGGUGGCGGCUAUGGCGGUUAUUCCAGUGCUAGUGCUAGUGCCAGCGCCCAAGCUUCAGCCAGUUCUGGUGGCUACAACAAAUACGGCAAAUAA